Messenger RNA from Anguilla anguilla (European eel), 8321 nucleotides. Its product is annotated as caskin-2-like. The transcript is spliced from 23 exons. Lineage: Eukaryota; Metazoa; Chordata; Actinopteri; Anguilliformes; Anguillidae. The record is from RefSeq and is a predicted model, not a curated record. Gene Ontology annotation, molecular function: protein binding. Bases 1079 to 5161 code for a protein of 1360 amino acids.
GUUUAUUUAGCUUUGUCCACAGAUCGAAGAGGAGAAAUGUUAUGUGUUUGACAAAUGGAAUUAUGUUUUUUUUCUCCAAGCGAACGUUGGUAACGAUACCCACUUAUCUUGCAAAGUUACCACAAACUUUCUUGGUUUGCUAAUUUCAGUAGCACAUAAUAAACAGAUAAUCACAAAGUAACCGUGUCACGAAAAAGUCCAUGCAUUGUUUGAUUCCGUCCGUGUUCCAUUGCUUCACUGACUGCUUCCCAGAUGGGACACAACCGAAAAGAAACCAAACCUUUGCGGUUCUUUCUUGGAAAAGGGAAGGUGGAGCUUGAAGACUGACGAGAUGGUGGGAGAAGGGGACGCGCGCUCCGCAACUGGACGAUAUUUGGCCAACUAACUGACAAUACAGAAGCUGGAGCAGAUUUGAGUUUCUCGCCCCGAAGUGGAGAGACACUCACUGAACACAUUUAACCUGUAAACAUAAAUUGUUUUCUAAAAGCGCAUAGUAUCACCUGUGGGCAGCAUUUGUGCAGUUACAUUUCGACGAUUUGGACGACCGCACUAGAAACGUCUUUUUGGAAUCGCUGGAAACAUCGCGAGCUAGUCAGCUAAUGUUAGCCAGCGAGUUAUAAACAAGUUACUUGGAUUAGUGAACGGGACCACCUUGACGUUGUAGCUACACAACCAAGAGCUAGCAGGUUGCUCCGGGAGUACUGUAAAAAUGCUUCUACGCAUACAAAGGUUUUCCAGUGCAGCUUAGGACACUGAAGCUGAACAAGACCCCACAGGCUCCCAAAAAAGGGCUUUGUUCACAGAAUUGCAGUGCUUUGUUUACUUUUUGGCACCUGCGGCACACAUUUCAAAAUGGAAGGAAGCACUGCUCUGUGGCUGAUGUGAGGUUGUUAUUGCUGGUUUGCUCAAGUUGGACUGUUGGUCUGCCAAGGACGACCACAUCUGGCCUUUGGUCUACCUGAGUCAGUCAUCUCACGCCGGACAGGUUGAUGUCACCGAUCUACAGCAUGACCCUGUAGUGCAAUACCUGAACACAUGUGACCGAGACUGGUGGAUCUCUGAUUAAGACACUAGGACCAUGGGCAAGGAGCAGGACCUCUUACAGGCGGUCAAGAACGGAGAUCUGCCGUCUGCUCAGAAACUGCUGGCUAAGGUCAAGGCCAAUCGAAGCAAGUUACUGGGCUCAACGAAGAGACUGAAUGUCAACUAUCAAGAUUCAGAUGGGUUUUCAGCACUGCACCAUGCUGCGCUCACGGGCACCACGGACCUCAUCUCUCUGCUGCUGGAGGCCCAGGCCACCGUGGACAUCAAGGACAGCAAUGGAAUGCGCCCGCUGCACUACGCAGCCUGGCAGGGCAAAGCCGACUCGGUGCUGAUGCUGCUGCGCGCCGGGGCGUCCGUCAACGGCUGCUCACACGACGGACAGAUCCCCCUGCACCUGGCCGCGCAGUACGGGCACUACGAUGUGUCUGAAAUGCUGCUGCAGCACCAGUCGAACCCGUGCCUGAUCAACAAGGCCAAGAAGACGCCGCUGGACCUGGCCUGUGAAUUUGGGAGGCUGAAGGUUGCUCAGCUGCUGUUGAGCAGUAACAUGAUUGUGGCUCUGUUGGAGGGAGAGAGGAGGGACGGCUCGGACUCCAGCUUCAACACUCCGCUUCACCUCGCCGCUCGUAACGGUCACAAGGACAUCAUCAGGCUGCUUCUGAAAGCCGGCAUUGACAUCAACAGGGCCACCAAGGCUGGCACCGCCUUGCACGAGGCUGCCCUCUAUGGGAAAACAGAAGUAGUGCGGCUGCUGUUGGACGCUGGAAUUGACGUCAACAUCCGCAACACCUACAACCAGACAGCGCUGGACAUCGUCAACCAGUUCACCACGUCGCACGCCAGUAAAGACAUCAAGCAGCUCCUGAGAGAUGCUACAGGAGUCCUACAGGUGAGAGCUCUAAAGGACUACUGGAACUUGCAUGACCCCACAGCGCUCAACAUCCGCGCGGGAGACAUUAUCAUGGUCCUGGAGCAGCACAUGGACGGGCGCUGGAAGGGGCACAUCCACGACACCCAGAAAGGCACUGACCGCGUGGGCUACUUCCCCCCCUCCAUCGUGGAAGUCCUCAGCCGACGGUCAGGGGGCACCCUCUCCCGGCACUCCUCUCUGCCCACCCAGCGUCAGCAGUUCCUGUCGCGAGCCCCCCCCAACUCCAGCUUGAGUAUCGUCCCGCAGACUGACGACUCCUACACCCUGUACGCGCCCCCCCCGCACCUCGCCUUCCCCCGCACCAACGGCCUGGAGGACAACACAGGUACGCCACCCGACAGCCCCAGCCUCUUCUCUGAGCCAGCUAGUCCCAGUGAGGACGUAUGGGUCCUCAGGAACUCUCUCCCUGCUGGGGACAGGAACAGCGUGGGCAGCACUGGCAGCGUGGGCAGCACCCGCAGCGCUGGCAGCGGGCAGAGCACGGAGAGCAACAGCACCCACAACGGCCCGCCGCAGCUGGGCGCGCCCCCGGACCCGAACAAGCCAGCGCCCCCUGUUGGCGAAGCGGUGCAGCAGUCGAGCACAGGCCCUGACCCCGGCAAACAGCCCGAUCAGCCUCAAGGGGCCCCCCGGCGCAGUCUGAUCCCCCUGCGGUCCGGAGAGCAGGGCUUCUCCCAGCACUUCAUCCGCCCCGAGCAGCUGCUGGAGGGCCGGGACGCAGAGGCCAUCUACCAGUGGCUGAGCGAGUUCCAGCUGGAGCAGUACACGGGGAACUUCCUGAGCGCCGGAUACGACGUGCCCACCAUCAGCAGGAUGACCCCUGAGGACCUCACCGCCAUCGGCGUCACCAAGCCCGGCCACCGCAAGAAGAUCUCCAUGGAGAUAGGGAACCUGACCAUCCCCGAGUGGCUGCCGGACUACAUCCCGUCGGACCUGGUGGAGUGGCUCAGCGCUAUCGGGCUGCCUCAGUAUCACAAGAAGCUGUCGGAGAACGGCUACGACUCCAUCAGCAUCGUCAGGGACAUCACCUGGGAGGACCUGCAGGAGAUCGGCAUCAUAAAGCUGGGCCACCAGAAGAAGAUGAUGCUGGCGGUGAAGAGGCUGUGUGACAUACAGAAGGCCCGGAACCUGGCGGAGGGGCAGGGCACCCUGCGGCGGAAGCUCCCGGCCGCCCUGGAGCUGGUGGCCAUCGAGCCCCCGGAGAGCGGGGACUGCCCCUCGCCCCACACGCCCAAAAUGCUCACCUUCCAGGACAGCGAGCUGAGCGCCGAGCUGCAGACCGCCAUGUCCAACAACUACGGCGGCUGCCAGGAGGGGCUGGCCAUGAGGAGCGCGGCGGCGGCGGCCAUGUCGGCCAGCCAGGAGAGCAUCGGCACGCGCUCCCGCGGCUCGGGCCACUCCCAGGAGCCCCCGCUGGCCUCGGCCGCACCCCACAGCCGCUCCCAGGAGAGCCUGGGCAGCGCCGACAGCGGCGGCAGGUCCGGCGGCAGCCCGGCCAAGGAGCGGAACAUUCCGGAAGGAUGGGACCAGCGGCAGGCCCAGCCCUCCAAGCUGGCGCUGCUGCAGCAGAGCCCGGCCGGCCUGACUCCGCCCCACACCCCCAGCAAGGCGGGCUUCUCCUACCCGGCCGUCCCCGCCAAGCCCAAAGCCAACACCUCGCCCGUCCUGCCUUUCCACGCCGCCCCCCAGGGCUCCCCGGCCCACAAGGCCUUCAGCUACCUGCACCCCCACUGCGGCAGCCCGCUGGCCAAGCCCCUCCCCUCCGCCCACGGCCUGCCCAUCAACGGCGAGGCGCUGCGGCCCAAGAAGCGCACGCAGAGCCUGACGCGCCACGCCCUGUCGGACGGCGAGCCGGACGAGGACGAGGCGCCGGCCGUGCCCUCGGGCUCCCUGGCGUCCUACGCCACCCUCACCCGCCGGCCCGGCCGCAGCCAGCUGGCCCGCCCGCAGACCGCCGGCGAGCGCAGCGUGGGCCGCAGCCAGUCCUUCGCCAUCCGCGCCCGCCGGAAAGGCCCGCCCCCGCCGCCGCCCAAGCGCCUCAGCUCCGUCAGCGGCAGCGGGGGGGCGGAGCCGCCCGAGCCCGAGCCGCCGUGCGAGGGAGGGGUGGAGACGGAGAGCGUGGGCAGCGUGAGGAGCAUCACCGCCAUGCUGGAGACCGGCCCCGGCCCCGGGUCCCAGCGCGAGCCCUCCUCCCCGGUGCCCCCGCCCAAACCGGCGCUGCCGGCCCCCCGCGACCCCGCCGCGGGCCGCAGGAGGACGCUGAGCGAGCCCGGCGCCUGCCAGACGGACCAGCCCGACGGGGACGGGGGGGUGAAGUCGGACACGGAGGAGGAGGGCCGGGCCGGGCCGGGGCUGGACGGCUCCUCCUCGCCCCAGAGCAGCUCCAGCGAGUGCAUCCCCUUCGCCGAGGAGGGCAACCUCACCAUCAAGCAGCGGCCCAAGGCCGGCGGGCCGCUCAGACCCGAGCCCGCCACCGCGCCCCGGACCCCGGAGCUGCUCGAGUUCAACCUGAAGGAGUCGGACACGGUCAAGCGCCGGCACAAGCCCAAGGAGUCGGCCUCGCCCACUGAGGAGGGGGGCGUCGAGCCCCCGCCCCCGGCCCCGCCCUCGCCCCCGGCCCCGCCCGCCCAGGAGGGGAGCGGCCGGGACUUCCAGAGCGACGAGGACGUGGGCCUGCGCAUCGCUGAGAUGGAGAGGAGCCUGCAGUGCCUGGAGAAGGGCGGCUCGCCCCCAAAGCCCCAAAAACCCCCCGUCUCCCCGAAGCCCGCCAGCCCCCAGAAACCCACCAUUGCCGCCAGACCGCUCCCCUACCCCUCAGCUCCAGCUGCAGCAGGGGGAGCCAGUGUGAAUGUCACCGUGAUGCAGAGCGUGGCCUUCACUGCCCCCUCCCUGGGCUGCCCGCUGUCCCCAGCAGCGCCUGCUCUCUGCCAGGCAGCCAGGCCAGGAAAGGCCCAGGCCUGUGUGCCAGGCCCAGAGCCAGGCCCAGGGUGCGUGCUGGUUCAUAAGCGGCUGGAGCAGACCAGCACCUCCCUGGAGGCGGCGCUGAAGGCAGUGGAGAGGAAACUCAUCUUGGAGGACACCACCGAUGGUGGUACCAACACGGUGAAGUCUGCGGGGAACAUUCUGGACGAUAUCGGCAACAUGUUCGAUGACCUAGCUGACCAGCUGGACGCCAUGCUGGACUGAUCCCCCCCCCCCAGGCCCCGCCCAGGCCUUGCCCAGGCCCCGCCCACGCAUGGCUAAGCCUCAGCCGUCCUCCAGCAGACCUGCCUCUGCAGCCUUAGCUAAAGGCCUGGCCACCUGACUCCCUCAAUCCCCUUCACCUCAAUGACCCAAGCCCCUACCCCCCUCCUCGCCUGCACCUGCACCACCCACCACGGGGACACUGGCAGGAUCAGGAGCCUCCCUCCUUCAACACGAGCACUUAAGACUGCUGUACCUGGCGGGUCGGAGCCGUCGCUGGCGUGAAUACAGGGAUUUUGGCGCUGUGUAGCCCUCUGUGCCUGAGCACAGGCUGCAGCUGAACCAGCCCACACUGAAGCCUUUGCGUUCUUCCACAGUGCAUUUCCACUGGCUGCUCGUCUUAUCACAAACUCCUACCGUGCGUGUGAACUCGUACCGAGCUCAUUAAUGAAGGCUCGAAUGAAAUGAAACCAGUGACUCGCCUCAGAAACGAAGGGUUCGUAUUUCCUGUUUCGAUGUGCUACGCCAAAACCACGCAGGAAGAGAAGCGGGUUGUUCCGUGAGCGUUAGGAAGCACCAUUCCCAAAAGGAACAAUAUUUGUGACACACCUAAGCUGUAUAAUUUUACAGCUUUAACGGUUUCUGCCCGUUUCACCUAAUGCUGACUUGUUUUGUGACGGUGGUAUACUUGCCGUCUUUUACCGGGCGAGUAACCCUGCUCACGCAUUCUCCAUGGAGACGAGCUCACGGAGCGAGGUGUGCUUUUGUCCAAGUAGCAGGGAGCAGAGACAGUGUGCGACUGAGAGAGAUGGAGGACUGAGCUUUUGAUAUGUAAACAUGUACAUUUGCAUAGUGGUUUUACUCUAACAAAGGGAAGCAUCCGUCUGCUUUUAAAAGCAUAUUUAAAUGAAUAACUAUAUUAAGCGUAACUAAGAUUUUAAGAUGACAUUGUACAGUGGAAGAUGGCUGUAAUCACCAAUGAUAUAUUAUAUUUUGACUAAUUAUUUUAGAGCUGCAAUCAAAAAAAAUAUUUCAAUCUAAAUCUAAAACAUAUGUAUAUUACAGACUGUUUGUGUUUGUAUGUUAGUGAUUGGGAGCAAUUUAUUGUGGUCAACCAAAGUCAUGUGUAUUGCCUUUCCUCUGUGAAUAUUGUUUUUCUGACAUUUUGUAAUUUAGCCAAUUAGUUCAUUAUCAGUUAUCCUUUACCUUUUGUAUUAAUUAAAACUAAUUUAACCAUUUGACAGGAAUGAUGCCACAGAAACUUUGUACUCUUUGUACUCUGAGACUGAAGCAGAUUAAAAGGCCCAUUUCAUUGCUGAAGCAGCCUCACCUGGGUCAGUGAGACUGAAGCACAUUCAAGGCCCAAUUUCGCUGCUGAAGCAGACUCAUCCAGAUAAGUGAGGCUGAAGCUUAUUAAAGAGCCCAUUUCAUUGCUGAAGCAGACUCAUCCGGAUAAGUGAGGCUGAAGCUUAUUAAAGGGCCCAAUUUCACUGCUGAAGCAGACUCAUCCAGAUAAGUGAGGCUGAAGCUUAUUAAAGGGCCCAAUUUCAUUGCUGAAGCAGACUCAUCCGGAUAAGUGAGGCUGAAGCUUAUUAAAGGGCCCAUUUCACUGCUGAAGCAGACUCAUCCGGAUAAGUGAGGCUGAAGCUUAUUAAAGGGCCCAUUUCACUGCUGAAGCAGAUUCAUCCAGAUAAGUGAGGCUGAAGCUUAUUAAAAGGCCCAUUUCACUGCUGAAGCAGACUCAUCCAUAUAAGUGAGGCUGAAGCUUAUUAAAGAGCCCAUUUCACUACUGAAGCAGACUCCUCUGGAUAAGUAAGGCUGAAGCACAUUAACAGGCUGAUGUCACUGCUGAAGCAGACUCAUCCGUCCCUGAAAUGGUGGAAAUGAGGCCUUGUGUGGCUAUGGGGCAGGCCUGCACUGAGCAUGUGCUGGUGCCCUAAGUAGAGACAGAACUGGCCAUGGACGACAGGUUCCAUAUUUCACCAGAUGUUUCAUUUCAUAUUUUUAUCUCCAGUAAAUGGUGUAUCAGGCCUGCUCAUUAAUCCCCCCUAUUUCCACACAUUUCCUAAGAACGUCUGCAGUGCCAUCUUGCAUUAGUUGAGUAAUGCACUGGUGCUCUGUGCUACAUAUAUAGCACCAACAGGAGAGGCUGCAAUUACUGGGGUUAAGACCACUGUCAUUGACCAGUCUCAGUAUUUUUUACCUACUAACUUAUUACUUUUGUGUAGACUGCAUUGUGUCACAUGUUUUUUUCCCUUCAUUGAUGACCAGAGUUUAAUGAAUCAGUUGUCUGUUUAGCUAUUAAACAAGAGUAUAGCUCAUCUUACGGAAACUGCAUGUUUUCAUUUUAUAAGAUUCCUUGAUUCUAGUUUUUUUUUUUAGAAACGGUAUAGCUCAUAUUUUUGAUGACGUUUUUAUCAUGACUAAUUCUGUAUUAAUUCCAGGACUCGUACUGUAAAUCAUUCUGUUCAGUUAUAAGCCACUUCAUUCCUGCAGUGUCCGUGUGUGUGUGUGUGCGUGUGUGUGUCUGUGCAUGUGUGUGUGUGCGUGCACGCGUAUGCGCUGACGCAGAAACUGCUUUCAGCUAUGGUGCUGAAACGCUGAUAUUCUUUAAGGCCAGUUUAAUUAGAUUAUACAGAUCGACAGAUUUCUACUCGACAGAGCACCUUAAGAUGGAUGGUUAAAACCUGUAAUCAGAAUUGUUAUAGAAUACUGUACUGACUGGUGAAUCUUUUUUUAUAUUAUGUUCUGAAUAUUUUAUCACUUGUCUAAUCUGUUUACUGUUAACUAUUAAAAGAAGAUUUGUAUGUUUAACCUUUUUUUCUACUGAACUUUGCUUAGGUGGCAUUUUUUUGAAUGGUAUACUGAGUUUUGAUUUCCUGCAAGGGAACAAAAUCCUAACUCUAGCUUUUCACUCUGGGAAAUGCAGUGCUUCAUUUAGCUAUAUUUGUAGUUUUCAAUCAAUCGCUAUCCCAAACUCUUACUGAGAUAAUGGAUUGCAUGGAAUCCUUCCAUUUCCUGCUUAAUUGUUCCAUAUUUUUAAUCCCCCUACAUGGCUUUUCUAAGAAACCUUAGUUUGCUCAAUGUUCAGAUCUUCAUGUAACAGUAAUACAAACAUGACUGAGUGAAAUAAAACCUGUAAUGUAAUGUAAUGUAAAACUCA